Molecule: messenger RNA, 3625 nt
Organism: Orussus abietinus
Lineage: Eukaryota; Metazoa; Arthropoda; Insecta; Hymenoptera; Orussidae
Exons: 22
Coding region: 80-3340 (1086 amino acids)
Biological process (GO): lipid metabolic process
Source: RefSeq, a predicted model, not a curated record
UCAUGUAGAGUACUGGUCGGACUCCCUGUAACGGAUGAAUAAAUAAUAGAGGAUUAAUCCAGUGUUAUUAAUAAAAAAAAUGAUAAUGCGGCGGAAGGACGUCGUCCCCUGGAUCGUCACCCUGACCUGGGUGAUUGUCGAUCUCUCGAGUGCUCUCCCACCAGGAAGCAACACAUUACUGGAAUCGUUCAAUCUGACAUCGAUCCGUCAGAAUUUCCCUGCAGGAUACGACGUCGAGAAGUAUACUUUUCCUGCAGGUCCUGGAAACUCGGAAGAUGCUAAGGAAGUCGUCUUCAGGAUCCAAGGGAGCCUGAAGUCGCCAAAAAAAUUUGGAAAGGUUCCGGUUUUUAUUCAAAAUGGAUUCAUCUGCGACAAUGGGGACUGCCAUUCGAAUCCAGCCCUGCUUUCUAUAGGAUACGGCUUGGUGGACGAUGAUUACGACGUCUGGAUUGGAACAAACAUCGGAAGACCGGUGGAAUCUGAUCGGACGGGAAAUAAUCUCAGACGUCUAGCUCGGGAAAUUCUCUCCGAGGCGUUCCAGGAGGAGUUGUUGGUCCUAGGGUACGAAAACGGGACCCUGAAGUCCUUCGCAAUGACGGCGGAAAAUCUGGAAGAGUCGCCAAGCCUUAUCGAUAGAAUACCUGGGGUGAGGACUAUUAAAAAGUGGUAUCGAAAGGGGAAACAGUACCUGAAGAAAAAAGUCAGCAAGGCUGUCGAGAAAGUCGACGACCUGAAGGACGACAUCGAGGACAUUAUCAACGGCACAUCCGUGGCAAGAUUACAAAGAAAUAUUCUAAACGCCUGGGGCUUCGUCGCGAGGAGCGUCGCUCGCACCCUGAGCAUCGACGACGUAUCGCAGACCAGAAAUCACCCCGACGUGUUCCUGGACACGGCACAGCUGAUCACGAAAUACGGAUACGUCGCGGAGACCCACGUGGUCCAGACAGAGGAUGGAUAUCUAAUGAAGGUCCACCGGAUAUCCGGGGGCAUAAAGUCUCCCCCAAGGCCUGGGAAGCCGGUGGUGCUUUUACAGCAUGGGAUAUUGUCAAGUUCAGCCGAUUGGGUGGUGAUGGGGCCUCAUAAUUCCCUGAGUUACAUGCUGGUCGACGAGGGCUACGACGUGUGGCUGGGGAACUCAAGAGGAAAUACCUAUUCCCGAGCCCAUGUGAGGUUGGCCCCGAGCGAAAAGGCAUUUUGGAAUUUCUCCUGGCACGAGAUGGGUCUCUACGACUUGCCAGCCACCAUUGACUAUAUUUUGGAAGUCACGGGUAACUCCAGGAUCGCCUUCGUCGGUCAUUCCCAGGGCUCGACCUCUGCCUUCGUGAUGUUAUCCGAGAGGCCUGAGUACAAUCAGAAAAUCGUGAAAAUGGCGGCCUACGCACCUGUUGCUUACCUGGGGCACAUGAAGAGCCCAGUUUUGGUUUUCCUGGCGGACGUGAACACCUACUUCAACUACGCCAGAUUAUUAAAGCCUCAAGAAUUGAUGCCGAAGGAUGGAAGCAUUUCCGACUUCUACAAGGAUGCCUGCGAGUCGCGCUCGGUUUUACAAAUCAUCUGCAAGAACGUCCUCUUCAUGGUGUUCGGGUACGACUCCUCGCAGUUGAACAAGACGAUGUUACCGAUCAUCUUUGGUCACGUCCCUGCUGGGAGUUCCGACAUGCAGUUGAUCCACUUCGCCCAAGGCUACGUCUCCAAGAAAUUCAGGCCACGGGAUGACUUCGGUAAAUUAAAUCCGCCGGAGUAUAGAAUCGAAAAUGUUGAAAUUCCUGUUGGACUGUUUUACGCGGACAACGACUGGCUGGUCGACCCCAGGGACAUCGAAAUUCUGGCCAGGAAAUUACCAAAUGUCGAAUUGAUGUACCGGAUUCCGAUUGAGCACUUCAAUCACGUGGAUUUCUUGUUCGCCAUCGACGCACCGGAAGUUCUUUACAAACCGACCAUCCGAUUUCUCCAAAAUACGUCCGAAGAAUACAAACCAUAUACAUUAAUACAGACAAUCGAUAUGCAACCCCUCGCCAAACUACUGGUCGCCUUCAUAUCGAGCUUAUUAUUUCAUUUUGCGAUUCUUCAAGGCUUAAAUCGCAUGCCGGGGGUGAAAAUGGUGGACGACCUUCUGCAGAUGCAGACGAGCAUGCUUAUCAGAAUGGUCGCGAGGAACGGGACGACCCUGGAGGCGCCCAACCUGGGGGAGAACUACAUGGAAGCGCUCGCCUCCGCCUUCAACCCCUGGGGAGACGCGUCGAUCAGCGACAACCCCGAGAACUUCCUGGACUCGAUGCAAAUGAUCACGAAGUACGGGUACGUCGCGGAGGAGCACGAAAUCAUCACCGAGGACGGAUACAUCCUGAAGGCUCAUCGGAUUCCUGGGGGUCCGAAAUAUCCCCCAAGGUCCGGAAAACCGGUGGUUUACUUGCAACAUGGGAUUUUGACGAGCUCCAUGGACUGGGUCGUCCUGGGCCCCAGGAAGUCGCUUGGUUUCAUCUUAUCCGACGAGGGUUACGACGUGUGGCUGGGGAACUCCCGAGGGAACACCUACUCCCGGUCCCACGUGAGUCUUCAGCCAACGGAGAACCGAUUUUGGAACUUCUCCUUCCACGAGAUGGGCAUUUACGAUCUUCCCGCCACGAUCGAUUACAUCCUCUCUGUGACGGGUCGACCGAAGGUGUUCUACCUUGGCCACUCCCAGGGCACGACGUCGGUCCUCGUCAUGCUCUCGGAGAGGCCCGAUUACAACGAUAAGGUGCAAAAGGUCGUCGCGUUCGCGCCGAUCGCCUACGUGGGGAACAUGAGGACCCCCUUGCUGAACCUUAUCAUGAACACUCAAACAAACGACAUCUACGUCAAGCUGAGAGACACCUACGAGGUGCUUCCUGACCACGGGGACAUCUCGAACACGUUUCGAAAUUCCUGCAAAUCCGCCCUGGCGUAUGAGACGUUCUGCACGAAUCUGUUGGACAUGGCUUUUGGAGAAGACGACGCGCAGUUGAAGCAGACAAUGCCGGUGAUGAUAGCCCACGUGCCGGCCGGGAGCUCGACGAAGCAGAUCAUGCACUACGUCCAGGAGAAGGCGUCGAAGAAAUUCAGGCCAUUCGAUGAUUUUGGUGAGCUGGACCCUGCGGAGUACAACCUGGGGAACGUCAAGGCCCCGGUGGGGCUCUUUUACUCCGAAAACGACCUCCUGUCCGAUACGAAGGACGUCGAGAUCCUCGCCAGGAAGCUGCCGAACGUGCAGCUGCUCUACAAGGUCCCUCGACCCACGUUCAACCACAUCGGUUACCUCUACGCGAUGAACGCCACGACGCUGGUCUACUCGACGCUCCUUAAUUUUCUUAAAAACUGACGACCUCGUCCUACGAUUAAAAUUAAGAGAAGUCAGUCGGUGGGAUUAUCUAGUGAAAUAGAAUCCCCAUACGAGUAUCCUAGUCCCUGAUCGAUGCGCUCACCGCGGCGGCUGGCGGCGUACUGAGCGGCGCUCCCACCGCCUCUCCUUAUAUAAGCUCAACGCGCUGAUCAAUGGUGAGAUCGAAUCGCCAAUCUCGAGGCGCUGCACACUUUCGAUUUUUCCUUCUCCUGGACGAUGCCCCCUUUUCCCACCCAUGGACCUAAUAAAAAUGAAAGCAAAGAA